AUGACUUUGGUCUUUCGACCCAAGGAUGCGUCCGCGAGUGUAGAGCCCUCAAGUGAUGGCAUUGCUCAAGAUGUGAAGCCCCCCGUAGCAUCACCUUCUCCACCACCGCCUCCCCCCAAGGACGAAAAAUACCGUGAUCGAAGCGCAUCCCCUUCCAAAACCUCUCCACUAGAUACCCACGGCAAGGGUGUUGCGCGAGGAGACGAAAAUGACGAGCUGGGACACCAAGAGAAGGACGAAGCGGAGCAAGACGAUUCAAAGUCGGAGAUACAGAGCAUAAUGGACCAGUUUGGCGAGGGAAUGAAUGGCCCUGGCGUAGAAGAAAUAAUGUCACCUCGACUUGCGGCUGGCCCCAACUUUGGCUCGCCAGUGUCAAAUCCUCCCCGGAAAUCUAGCCUCGAGCCUUUGCAAAGCGAAGCCCUAGCUCACCUCCGCGACAAGAAUGUGUCCGGGACAGAACCCUUACAGUCACCACCCCCUAGGUCGUCAUCUCUGACCCUAACCCCCUUAUCGAAGGAAAACACACAAGCGUCUGACCCUGCAGUAUCUUCUAAUUCGCAAAAUCCCGUUUUCAAGCCUCCUCCCCCUGACCCAGAACCAGAUCUACCCUUCGACUUCCACAGGUUUCUCGAACAACUCCGACAUCGUACCGCAGAUCCCGUUGCCAGAUUCCUGCGUUCGUUUCUUUUAGAAUUCGGGAAGAAGCAAUGGAUGGUACACGAACAAGUCAAGAUCAUUAGCGACUUUUUGGAGUUCAUAAGCAAGAAGAUGGCGCAGUGUGAAGUGUGGAGAGUGGUAUCAGAUGCUGAAUUCGAGAACGCAAAGGAGGGUAUGGAAAAGCUCGUCAUGAACAGACUGUACACUCAGACUUUCUCGCCGGCAAUACCACCACCCGAACCGUCCUUGAACGGUCGGCGGCGAGCCACACAGAAUUCCGAAGCACCAGGACGGAAGGGUCAGCACCAGGAAGAUGUAGAAAGGGACGAGGUCCUGUCACAGAAAGUACGCAUAUACCAAUGGGUGAACGAGGAGCAUUUAGACAUUCCCACGAUUGGAGAGAAAGGCCGGAAAUUCCUUCAGCUAGCCCAACAAGAGCUGCUCAAAAUAAGGAGUUACCGGGCGCCGCGCGAUAAAGUGAUCUGCGUCCUGAACUGCUGUAAAGUGAUCUUUGGAUUUCUCAGAAACCAGCAAACCGACACAUCGGCGGACUCCUUUGUUCCUCUGCUCAUCUACACCGUCCUCCAAGCUAAUCCAGAACAUCUUGUUUCGAACGUCCAAUAUAUCCUCCGCUUCCGAAACCAGGACAAGCUCAACGGUGAAGCGGGCUAUUAUAUGUCUUCCCUUAUGGGCGCCGUCCAAUUCAUUGAAAACCUCGACCGCACAUCCCUCACCAUCUCCGACGCCGACUUCGAAGCAAAUGUCGAAGCGGCUGUCUCCGCCAUUGCUGAGCGCCACCGUGCCUCCGAGGAGUCCGCCAGUGAGCCCACUCGAGCGCCGAGCUCCUCAUCCACCGGCUCCCAGCGCGGCGGCCCCGGUCACCAGCGCCGUCCCAGCCCGCACAUGCACCUCCCCGAGAAAAGCGCGCUAGCUCGUGCCGAAGUCACGCCCAGAAACAGCUUGGACGCCGAGCAGCUAAGCCAGGCACCAGCGACGAGGCCAAACGAGAAGGAGAGCGGCAGUGGAGACGACGAGGCGGAUGCGGUUUCUGGUCUACUUCGAACAAUUCGCAGCCCGCUCAGCACAAUCGGGCGCAUCUUCGGCGACGAUACACCCCCCUCGACUUCGCAUCAGAGCCCGCACCCGGCGCUCACGCCACAGCCUGCCACGCCGGCACGCCUUUCACCCAACCCUGCACAGACGCAACAACAGCAACAACAGCAACAACAGCAACAACAACAACAACAUCAUCAUACCCCGCAGCGGGGCUCAACGGAAGGAAGACCGACGCAGCAACAGCAGCAACAGCAGCAACAGCACAAGCCACCAGGAGGCCAAGCCCAGCAAAUGCAGCGCCUGAGCGCCGAAGACGCAGCAGCACGCCAGGCGUCUGCGGAGACGGAGGAAGCGCGCAAGCUGCAGGUCAAGGAGCACAGGACGGUGGUGGAAACGCUGGCGGGCAUGUUUCCGAGUCUGGACCGCGAGGUCAUUGACGAUGUGGUGCGGGAGAAGCAGGGCCGGGUGGGGCUUGCGGUGGAUGCCUGUUUGCGGUUGACGAGUGAUACCUAG
Molecule: messenger RNA, 2226 nt
Organism: Pseudovirgaria hyperparasitica
Lineage: Eukaryota; Fungi; Ascomycota; Dothideomycetes; Acrospermales; Acrospermaceae
Exons: 5
Coding region: 1-2226 (741 amino acids)
Biological process (GO): vesicle-mediated transport
Cellular component (GO): endocytic vesicle; cytosol
Molecular function (GO): guanyl-nucleotide exchange factor activity; ubiquitin binding; small GTPase binding
Source: RefSeq, a predicted model, not a curated record